This is a messenger RNA of Rubroshorea leprosula, 5109 nucleotides long. The record is from the annotation of a GenBank genome assembly. Lineage: Eukaryota; Viridiplantae; Streptophyta; Magnoliopsida; Malvales; Dipterocarpaceae.
AAGCUUUGUAUUUUUUUUGAACACCGUGGAUGAUGGUUAUGGCCUCUGUGAGCGCUCUCGCACCAGACCCUCCCCGUUCGGCGGAAGAAAGUGAUUCCUUGGAGAGAAGUACCAAGAGAAUCAAGGACGAUCCUCCCCCCACCCUAAUAUCGACUGUUGAAGCCCCUAACCAGGAGGUCGCUCCGUUAAGCCAAAAAUCUUUUAAGGAUUCAUUGAUUGAUGGGAACUCUACAGUUAUUCCUUCCAUCGUAACCCUUGAAGAACUCAUGGUUGCAGACAGUAACGUUCAGAAUCCGAUGCAAACAACGGUUGAUCUUGGCUUGGGUAUUCUUAAGAAACCUAUCCCUAAAGCAUUCAUUCCGAAAGAGAUCUGGCAAAAGCUUUGUGUUCCAUGGCGGAAUUCCUUAAUAAUUAAACUCUUGGGGAAACGAAUCCAUUACCAUUUGUUAUGUUCUCGGCUUUCACGUGUAUGGCAAACGGAAGGAGGAUUUGAAGUCAUUGAUAUUGGUAAUGGUUAUUAUGUUGCUAAAUUUUCCUCUCCGGAGACUUGUUCUAGGAUCCUCACUGGAGGCCCUUACAAAAUAUUUGAUCAUUAUGUGGCGGUUCAACCAUGGGAACCUAAUUUCCAACCAUCUUGGGCACAGCUACCUAAGACUGCAAUCUGGGUUGAUCGUACGACUCUCCUUGCUACUAGAGGUGAAUUUGCAUGUGUUUGUGUGGAAGUGGAUUUAAAUGAGUCGUUGCCAUCAAUGAUUGACUUAGAUUUGGAGGAACUUCCUCAGUCGUUAAUUCUUGUCAAGUAUGAAGGACUCCAUAAGAUAUGCUUCGAGUGUGGUGAGUUUGGCCAUAAAAAGGAAGCUUGUCAUUAUAGACAGUUGCAAUCGUUGUUGCCAUCGUCGUCUCAGGCUGGUGAAGGUGUUUCCACCCGUGCAAACCUUUCUGCGAAUUCUUCAAUUGGGCAAGAGAAGAUCCCGGAGUUGGUAGCUGAUUGCAUGGAAUACGGCUCUUGGAUGGUGGUUAAGCGUAAACCACGGAAGAUGGUUAAGAAGCAAUCUCAUAUUGAUUCCGUUCCCUCAUCCACUAAGGGAUUGGAUAAUGCCAAAGGCGACAAUGCUUCUACGUCUAACCAGCAAUCAAAGCCGAUUAUUCAGGAGAAAAGUGCGAAUAUAGGUAACAAAUUUGGAGUUAUUGCCAUUGAGGAGGAUGUUUCGACUGAGAUCCCUGUUUCGAAGGAACCUACUUCUGGACAAUCACCCACUCAAAAGGAAGGUGUACCAGGUCCUAUAAACAUGGAAUCAUCUCCUUGUUUGUUGGUGGAAAGGCACGAUGUUGCUACUAAGCCCAUUACUGAUAGGACUGAAAGCUCUAAGCUCCAAACCAAAUCAAGACACAAGAAGGACAAGGCCAAGAAAUUUUUGGCCCGAUUGCUAAAGUGUCCAAAUUGCCUGGGGCUAGCAUCUAUCUCCCCUGCAUCUCAUUCCCACUCUUCGUUGCCUCCUCGUAUUGUAACUGCUCUGCAACCUGAAUUAAUCAAUGGUAAUAUGCCUCCACCUAAUUUGGACUUGGCCUCUCCCCUCAUGCGUGUGAGUGAUUCAUCGACGCUUGACCCGGGAAAUAUGGCUCUUUUGAACUCAGGCAACCAGAUUCGCAUGGGUGAGAUCUCUAGUGCCACUCGUAAAAAUGUUCUAGUUGGUGCUGACUCAACAGGUUUUAUGCCUAUUUCUAUUCCUCAUAAUCCCUUUCCUCAUGAAGGUUCCAGCUUCGGGUUUUGCAGGUGGCUUAUGGUUGUGCUGGAAAAGCUCAAUGCAACUUUCUGUACUGUUUUCUACUACUCAGGCAAUACACUGUUCAGUUUCGACUGGAAGAGAGGGCAUUCUGGAGCAUGGGUCCUCAUGGGGGACUUUAAUGAUGUAGCCUCUUUUGAUGAAAUCUUUCCUCGGUCCACAAACAUCUUUAAUCGAAUCCAACGCUUUAGAAGUCGUAUGGAUUGUUGUGGUCUGAUGGAUAUGGCGACCUUGGGGUGUAAGUAUACUUGGUGCAGGAUUAGAGAUGGACGAAUAGUCUUACGUGAGAGAUUAGAUCGUGUCCUUCUUAAUUCUGAUGCACAGGUUUUGUUGCAUGGUGCUAAGGCUUUUACUUUGCCAAGGACAUGUAGUGAUCAUCACCCAAUCCUUCUUUCCUUGGAUACAGCAGCAUCUCAUCCCCCUCCUAAUAAGCCAGUUCGCUUUGAGGCUGCAUGGUUGUCCAGAGAUUAUUUCAGUUCAGUCUUCACUCAUGCUUGGUCUAAGCAUUCUAACCAAUUGUCUGCAGCUAUCAAUACCACAGGCAAGGCUUGUAUUUCAUGGGGGCGAUCUAUUUUUGGGAACAUCUUUAGGAAGAAAAGGCUUUUGAAAGCACGAAUUGCUGGAAUCCAAAAUUCCCCACGUUAUUAUUCUUCCUCUUUGCUGCAGGGGUUGGAAAAGACUCUACUAAAGGACUACCAGAAAGUUUUGUAUAAGGAAGAGCUACUAUGGUUCCAAAAAUCUAGAGUGGAUUGGAUUGCGUCGCGUGAUCGAAAUACUUCAUUCUAUCAUAUGUCCACUGUGGUUAGACGCAACAAGAAUAAAAUUGGAGCUUUGAAAAUUAGAGAGGAGUGGAAUAUGGAUCUGGAGACACUGAAGUUGCAUGUGAGGAGUUUGUUUCAAGAGCUCUUCACACAACAAGAAACCUCUCCACUUUUAGAAAAUCUUUCUACUCUCCAGCCUCUUAUUUCCAACGAUGAUCAUGAAUCCCUUAUCCAGCCGGCAACCUUGGAGGAGGUUAAACGGGCUUUGUUCUCAAUGAAGGGACUAAAAAGCCCUGGGCCAGAUGGUAUUCCUGCUUUAUUUUACCAAAGACAUUGGGAUACAGUUGCUGGAACCUUUCUUGAGUUUGUAAACCAGGCACUUCUAACAGGGGUCUUUGAUCCAAGCCUAAUUAAAGCAUAUGUGGCUUUAAUCCCCAAAGAUGAUUGCCCAGACACUAUUCAGAAGUUUAGGCCAAUUAGCCUAUUAAAUGUGGCUUACAAGGUUCUGUUGGACUUUAAUCUUCCUCAACAGCUUAUUAAUCUCAUUAUGUUCUCUGUAACUUCUGUCCAGUUGGAAAUUUUGUGGAAUGGAGAACCAUUACCUCCUUUUACGCCUCAACAAGGACUAAGGCAAGGUGACCCUUUGUCUCCAUAUCUUUUUAUACUAGUUAUGGAGAAAUUAGCUCAGAUGAUUCAAAGCAGGGUGGACUCUAAAGCAUGGAAGCCCUUCAAAUUGUCUCGAGGGGGGGUGUCUCUCUCACAUUUAUUUUUUGCCGAUGAUUUAAUGCUCUUUGCCCAGGCUUCUAGGGAGCAAAUGGAUGUCAUUCUGGAUUGUUUAACCCAGUUUGCUAGAAGCUCGGGACUGGUUUUAAAUUUGCAAAAGUCCAAAUUGUUCUUGUCAUCUAAUGUUCACGCUACGGUGGCCAAUUUGUUGAGCACUAGGAGUGGAAUUUCACUAACCUCUAAUCUGGGCACUUAUCUUGGGAUACCAAUCUCACAUGGGCGUCACUCUCAUCGAAAUUAUAAGUACAUCCUAGAGAAGAUGCAGACAAAACUCUCUAACUGGAAAGGUGCUCAUUUGAGUCUCGCUGGAAGGAGGGUGUUAAUUCAAUCGGUAACCACUUCAAUUCCAUCUUAUACAAUGCAAGCUAUUUUGCUGCCGAAAGCUACUUGUGAUGCAAUUGAUCGGUUGAAUAGGAACUUUUUAUGGGGCUCAGAUUCCGGCGCCUGUAAGCCACACUUAGUUAGUUGGGAUAUCGUCUGUUUGGAGAAAAGAUAUGGUGGCUUAGGACUCAGGGCUGCAUGGGAUUCUAAUCAAGCAUUUGUGGCAAAAUUGGGUUGGCGUUUACUGCAUGGAGAUAAUGCAUUGUGGUGCCGUGUCUUGAGAGCCAAGUACUUACGGGAUUCCAAUCUUUUGGAAGCUAGACUUAAACCGAAAUCCUCCUUUAUAUGGCGUGGAAUUCUACAAUGUUGCCCAGUCUUGAAAAAAGGACUUCGCUGGCGGAUUGGUUCUGGUGAGAGGGUGAGAUUUUGGCAUGAUAAUUGGGUUGGCCAUGCUCCUCUCGCUAUGGAGGGGGAUCCUUUGCCUACAUCUCCUUCUCUUAUGGUUGCUGAUGUUAUCAAUCAAGAAGGUGAAUGGGAUCUAGAUUACUUGAAUAGUUUAAUUCCGGCAGAUGUAAUUGAGGUUAUUAGAGCCAUUCCUUUGUCUCGGCAUGUUCAGUUGCAGGAUAAUACGUUUUGGUCUGAUUCAAUGGAUGGCUCCUUCUCUGUAAAGUCAGCUUAUCAUCUAAUUCAAAGGGACAGAAAUCUAAUUAAUGCCUUGGUUGAUUCAUGGACUUGGAUUUGGAAGUUGCAGUGUGCAGAACGGAUCAUGAUGUUUGUUUGGUUCUUGGUGAGAGGAAGAGUUCUUACUAACUCUGUACGCUUUGCACGCCACAUGACUUCUUCUCCUGUUUGCCCUAGGUGUGAUUCCUUUAUUAAAACUCCUGUCCAUUUAUUACGGGAUUGUUACUAUGCUAAACUCGUUUGGGGUCUACUGGGAUUUGCCACAACUGAAUUUUUCACCUUGGAGCUAUUCUCUUGGCUUAGAAAGUUUUCAGCUUCUGUGCGCCUGUCCAUGCAAGCUGGGAUUUCUAGGGGAGUUUUGUUCUUAUCUGCAAUUUGGUUCCUUUGGAAAGAUAGGAACUCUCUUAUUUUUGAGAAUCAUAGAUCCAGACCACAGGAUUUAUGUGCUUUGAUCUUUCAGCAGGCUAAGUUUACUAUGAUUGCUUUGAAUUCUAUCUUGUUGACCACACCUCGGCAACCAAGAUGGGUAAGCUGGAUGCCACCGGUUGAGGGUUGGUUUAAGUUGAAUUCUGAUGGGUCUUAUAAUCUGUCUAAAAACUCUGCUAGUGCUGGAGGUUUGAUUAGAGAUAGUUCUAGAGGUUGGGUUGUUGGAUUUACAAUCAAUGUGGGUUGUGCUUCUAUUUUUAUAGCAGAACUUUGGGGCCUUAGGGAAGGGCUUCGAAGAUGUAAAUCACUUGGUUUGCCUUGAGUUAUUGCUGAAAUAGAUUCACUCAUGGCAG